Amborella trichopoda is the source of this 2271-nucleotide messenger RNA. RefSeq lists its product as uncharacterized. NCBI's taxonomy places the organism in Eukaryota, Viridiplantae, Streptophyta, Magnoliopsida, Amborellales, Amborellaceae. The record is from RefSeq and is a predicted model, not a curated record. Gene Ontology annotation, biological process: IMP biosynthetic process. Gene Ontology annotation, molecular function: N6-(1,2-dicarboxyethyl)AMP AMP-lyase (fumarate-forming) activity.
UGCAGUCCCUUAUCUACAAUGAAUACUCAAGUGACGCCAUGUCAGCGGCGGGCCGCCAUAUGUGGAUACUCCGGAAGCGCCAUUAUCCGCUCGUCUCUGCCAAAAUGACCCCUCUCCCUCUCUUGUUAAUGCAGCAAAAAAGAUGACGAAGCAAACCCAACAAGGGACCUAGACUCUGAACUGAAAACCAGAUAAUCAUUUGCUAUCAACUGGAAAAUAGAAAGACACCCGCGACUAAAUCCAAAGUUUUUUUUUAAACCAAAUUUUGAAGCAGCUGGUAUUUUCUUUCAUCGCAUCUCUCGCUGCUGCUCCUUAUGCUCAGGUUAUGCCCUAGGGGCUUUAUUUCGUACCAUUUUUAAAUCUACAUAAUUCCCACCGGCUCUGCAUCGCCAUGGAAUUCACCUUGGCCUCAAAGGUUAGGGUGGUUUCAGGGCCCAUUCACUACUUCAUUUCAAGUCAAGCUCCUCCAAUUUCUGCGAAAAGCCCCCGAGUUCUCCCAGAAAGCUCUCACCUCAAUCUGUCUAGGACUGUAUUAACCUACCGAUCUAGACCUGCGUGUGGUGUAACGUCGAUGAGAGAUCAUUCUCAGCCUGAAACUGAGAGCCAUUGUGAAGGACUCAGUGACCAUGACUUGUCUAGCUUAACUGCAUUAUCACCCUUGGAUGGUAGAUACGUGCAAAAGGUCAAGGAGUUGCACUGCUUUUUGAGUGAAUAUGGCCUGAUUCGUUAUCGUAUUUUGGUUGAGGUCAAGUGGUUGAUAAAGUUGUCACAAAUUCCUGAAGUCACUGAAGUCCCAAGCUUUAGUGACAAUGCCAUAUCUUAUUUAGAAGACCUAGUUCAAAGUUUUAGUUUGGAUGAUGCCUGGGAAGUGAAAAGAAUAGAGAAAGUUACCAAUCAUGAUGUAAAGGCCGUGGAGUACUUCUUGAAAAAGAGAUGCCAAUCCUUUCCAGAAGUUGCAAAGGUACUGGAGUUUUUUCACUUCUCUUGCACAUCUGAGGAUAUCAAUAAUUUGGCUCAUGCAUUAAUGUUGAGGGAGUCCCUCAAUAUGGUAAUUCUUCCUAUCAUGGAUGAGUUGAUUACAGCUAUAUGUGAUCUUGCGAAGAAAAAUGCAGACGUUCCUAUGCUUUCUCGAACACAUGGACAGACAGCUUCACCAACUACUUUAGGGAAGGAAAUGGCUAUAUUUGCUAUCCGAUUAAGCCGGCAAAGAAAGUCGAUUUCGCAUGUUCAAUUGAUGGGAAAGUUUGCUGGUGCAGUUGGAAAUUAUAAUGCACAUCUUGUGGCAUAUCCUGACAUUAACUGGCCACUUGUUGCUGAAGAGUUUGUGACAUCGUUGGGAAUAAACUUCAACCCUUACGUGACACAGAUUGAGCCACAUGACUACAUGGCAGAGCUCUUCCAUGCUGUUACUCGUUUCAACAACAUCUUAUUGGAUUUUGACAGAGACACAUGGGGCUAUAUUUCUGUAGGUUACUUCAAGCAGCAAACCAAAACUGGGGAAGUUGGUUCUUCAACCAUGCCUCACAAAGUCAAUCCCAUUGAUUUUGAGAACAGUGAGGGCAAUCUGGGUCUCGCCAAUGAAGUAUUACAUCACCUAAGUGCAAAGUUGCCUAUUUCGCGCUGGCAGCGUGACCUAACAGAUUCCACUGUUUUAAGGAAUCUCGGUGUUUGUUUGGGGUAUGCUGUUCUUGCAUACAAGAGUGCUUUACAAGGAAUUAGAAAGCUGGAGCUAAAUAAUGCCCGCGUGAUGGAAGAUUUGGAGCAAUCGUGGGAGGUGCUUGCCGAACCAAUACAAACUGUGAUGAGGCGUUAUGGUAUUCCAGAGCCGUACGAGAGGUUAAAAGAGCUGACUAGAGGUCAAGCAGUGACAAAGGAGAGCAUGCAAGAGUUUGUGAGGGGGCUUCACCUUCCACAGGAAGCCAUGUCUACCCUUCUUAACCUCGCACCCCAUACUUACAUUGGAGCUGCAAGAGACUUGGCCUCAAAUGUUGAUGCCUUUCUCUCAUGAUAUAUUAAGCGGGAAGGGGUCUUUUUUUUUUUAAUGUAUCGUUUUAUUUUUCUGAGUUAGUAUUACUAUUUCUUAUUGUUUUCUUCAUUUUGCCCUUCUAAAAUUUGGAAUUAUUUGACUCUCUAUUCCUUCCUAAUUAAUGUCUAUGUCUAGAGCGCCACAUGCAUUCAACAUCAAUUGUUAACUAUCUUGAGCAUAUUGUUCUUAUUCAUACCCUCCAUCACCACAAAUUUUUUUGGUAAAAAUAUCAUGAAUUAACACUA